Messenger RNA from Strongylocentrotus purpuratus (purple sea urchin), 3050 nucleotides. RefSeq lists its product as uncharacterized. The record is from RefSeq and is a predicted model, not a curated record. The transcript has 9 exons. The coding region runs from base 1343 to 2872 and encodes 509 amino acids. NCBI's taxonomy places the organism in Eukaryota, Metazoa, Echinodermata, Echinoidea, Camarodonta, Strongylocentrotidae.
UGUGGAUAUAUGGAUAAUCAGAUCAUCAACAUUGAGGGCCCCGUUGCAUAAAACUUGCUAUUGAUGAUAACCUCCAUGGAAACCUUGAUUUGAUUGGCAAGGUUACCAUCAGUGUUAAGCAGAGUUAAGUUUUAUGCAACAGGCCCAGGUGUGGUUUUUUUUCGGGGUGUGAUAGGCCAGGUAGCUGUAUUGUUUAACAGAAUAGAGAAAGGAGUGGAACCAGAAGUACUACAUGUAGAUUGAAGUGCUCUUUUUAUACUAUACGUUGAUUGAUAUAGGAUCGUGGUAGGUACCAACCCGCCCCUCUGUUUUUUUUUUGUCGUCGCCGUCGUUGUUUUACGGGGGUCAAAUGAUUCACAUGAAUACAUAGUUGAUAUCAAAUAGGAAUAUAAUCAUCUAUUUUUUUCUCUUUCAUAAGAAUGAUGUGUCUUUAGUAUACCUGAAGGUAUACUUCUGUCUUGAUCUUUGGUUAAUAAAAGGAAAAGUUACGUCAUUGUGUAGAGGGCGGAGAGGUGAACAAAAUAACUUGUGUUACGAAUAAGAAUCACAAGAAUGAACAAAUAAAGAAAAAACAAUCUCUGAAAGAAAAUAUUUGUGUAGGUUUUAAAAAAAGGUAUUGAGUUUAUGCUGUAAUACGUGUAUCUCAUCCAUUGUUACGUGAACAAUAGCUUUUCUAUUCUUCAAUCGCUGUUUCAUUUCGAGAGCAAAUUUGUUUUUUUAAUACACUUGUUUUCAUGUCACAUUUACGUGCCGUGAGUCCUAAAUCCUGAAUUAUAUUUAAACAGAGAUAGGGGAUGCGUGAUAUAUGAGAUAUAAUGUAAACAUACUUUUCACUGCUUGUACACAUCUAUCCUUUCACAGGUAGGCCUAUAUGUACCACUACUGUCGAUUUUCUUGUUAUUAUUGAUCGGCGUCAUUUCUGGGGAUUGUGGGGCAAUUAUAUUGCAAACUGUCAUGAUUGUAGCAAUCAUUGUAAAACCAAAAUGAUUUUAGUUUAUGGCUGCAGCCUCGUGAUGCGAAUCCGCCGUUGUAACGUAUUUAGAGAGGCAAUCAUAUAUCCAGUCUGUACAAGAGCUCUGCCAGUUCACUGUGUUUUACACUUCAGACAUGCACCUGUUAUGCUAAACCGUAAACAUAUAUUCAUGGAAUGCUAGUAUAUUUCUAUGCAAUUAAACAACAGUUGAAUUUCGUCUGUUUCUCGACGAGGUGGUGGAAGAGCUAGUCAGUCUCCAUCUACAUACUCCUGAGUGGACACUGAAAAGGCAUCGAGACUAGACAUCGAUCUAAACAAAUAGUUCAGAAGUUUUCCCAACUCUUAAUUGUUCGAAAAGGGCCUCGAAUCAUGAAGUUUGCACUCCUCCUGUUCAUCGGUUGUCUCACUGCCCCUGUGGCUCUGGGACUGGGUGCUCCCGCGCCGAGUCAGCAGGGUAAAGAUGUCAUCAACUUGGCGUUCGCGGCUGGAACAGCUUUAUUACCGAACCCAACCAAUCCAAACCAGUUAGAUCUGGUUAUCAAUACCUUCGAUCCGACACCGUCUACUACCGAUGAGAUUUACGUGGUCAGGGAUGUCAUUGGUCAAUUACAAGAUGAUGGAAACGAUGGUCUGGUCACCGAAGUCCUGGCUGAAGGGUUGAUCUGGCCUAGCACUGUCGAAGCUGUGCCCUGGGACGUGUUCCAUAGUAAUGACUACUACUUCACUCCUGGGGGUUUCCUACGCCCUACAAAAGACAUCGGUAGCAUCUCACUCAUAGAUGCUGCUAGUCAGGAGUAUCCCGCGGAGACCAUUGACCUGACCCAGAAAAAGAAUCCAGAUACUGUAUGGUUCAAGAACGCUAUCUUCAUAGAUGUUGACCAUGAUGGCAGAAAGGAUAUCUUGGCUGGAAGAACUAAUAGUACUAAUAUCCGAGAUGUAAAGACAGCCCUGGUGUGGUUUAAGCAACCCAAGAAGGAUCCUCUUCUCAGAACUCCAUGGAAGGAAAGUGUUCUCUUUGAGGAUGCAGGACCAAACUUCCAGUACCAUGUCUUUGAGAUGAGCCCAUCCGUGACACGCCACGCCCUAUUCACAACGCAAUUGUUCAGCCGAAGUAUUGAAGUGCAUUGGAACGACGUCAUAGACGACAGCUCUGAGAAUACGGAUGACGACAGUGAUGAAGACGACGACAGUGAUGAAGACGGCGCUUUCGAGAACGAAGUCAAGAAGAAAUACGAUGACAGGGACAACGACGACGACGACGACGACGACGAUGAUGAUAAUGAUAAUGAUGAUAAUGACGCACCAAACUUCUUCGAGUUGACGCGACGAAUAAUAGAAAACGAGGGAGGCAACAUGUACUUUGAUAGCUUUAUCGAUGAUAUCAAUGGGGAUGGAAGACUGGAUAUCGUAGCUACGAUCAGCAGCACGACAAACGGGAAACUGGUAGCAUUCGAGAUCCCCGAUGAUUGGGAGAACGGUGAAUGGACCCAACACGUGUUAGCUGAAGGCUUCAAACCACCGGAACCUAACCCUCGACCAGGAAGAGGUUCCCCAGGAAGAGCACAGGUUUUCUUCCCUGACAUUAAUCAAUCAAGGAUGAAGCCGUUUAUACUGAUGACUGGAGACGAUGAUGGCAGGGUGUACGUCGUCAAACCUCUCAACGACGCCGACCCAUCUGAUUGGUCGUACAAGGCUGACGUGCUGUUCGAAGCAGAGGGCAACACAAUAGGCGAUCUGACUUAUGCGGACGUGGAUGGAGACGGUGUAAAGGAGGUCUUUGUUCCGAUGUUUAAUGCCGGUCAAGUGCACAUCGUUCCCUAUAAAGACAUAGAUUUGUCAAGCGUCUUUGUGCAACCAGCAGUAAAUGAUUUUUCUUCCUCAUAUGACGGUACUUUGUAGUCACCACACCUACCAAAGAUAACAUAACCCUAUACCAUGCGGUGUAUACAAUGGGAUUUCCCAUAGUGUGAUCACAGUACUACGUAUAUGUAUUUCUGAUGUUAAGAACUUUUAGAUUUACACGACGAGAGCGUGGACUGCCGCGUGUGCACUGGGCCGUGCCCGGCAGUGCCUUAAA